Messenger RNA from Haliotis rubra (blacklip abalone), 3672 nucleotides. RefSeq lists its product as uncharacterized. Gene Ontology annotation, biological process: negative regulation of intrinsic apoptotic signaling pathway in response to DNA damage. Lineage: Eukaryota; Metazoa; Mollusca; Gastropoda; Lepetellida; Haliotidae. The record is from RefSeq and is a predicted model, not a curated record. The transcript has 3 exons. Gene Ontology annotation, cellular component: nucleus; cytoplasm. Bases 295 to 3672 code for a protein of 1125 amino acids.
UUGAAUCGCGGUAUUUACAAAUUUGUGUUGACAACUUCUCCGAUCACUGACUGCAAAUGCCUUACUGUAAUCAUCUGUUUAGAGGAUAAAUCAUGGAACUAAAUCGUUAUUUGAGUUUGCAUCAUUCAGUCAGCGGAUCACUGCAGCUGAGGAAAUGAAAUGUCGGACAUGGAAGUUGAAGAAACCUGAGGGGCUCUACAAGAUGGGGAGGGUCGCAUCCUGGUUCAGGCGACUGUCACAUCUAUCAGUGAUGACCACGUACUCUACCCCUGCUGUGUCCAGUGCUACAGUAAGAUGCUGCAGGACAUUCACUACAAGAGCAACCGAUGGCGCUGUUUGAAAUGUGGUGAAUCUUGCUGUUUUGAUGACCUGGAAUGGCGUUACCGCAUCCGUAUGACAAUAGCUGACACAAACGAGUACAGGCAGGUGGCAGUCUUUGGUCGGACACUGCAGCCAUUCUUUGGCACAAGCGCCAACACAUUUCACAAGUUCUUGUCUUACCUCCAGAGCACCAAAUGCGAGGUAGCUGAUGCAACUCUGAAACAAGCCGUCUACCAAGUGUUUGUAGGGCAGCCCUUCCUGUUCGGGUUUGCAUCAGCCAAUCAACCCAAGUCGGAUAUAUCAGUCUCCAGUUUGUCCCAUGUUGCUGGUGGAAAGGGAAGUAACUCUGACCUUAUUGCUGUCCAGAUGCUAUCGACCAGUCUGAGCCAGAUGGGUACUGUUUCUCAACAGAUGAGUCAACUUCUGAACAGACGCACUGAAGACUCAUUCUGUCCGCCUCCAUCAGAGAUGACAAAAUAUAUUAAUGGAAGUCCAGUGUCUGUCGUCAGAAAAAGGCGAUCUCAUGAAACCAGGCAAAGUCUGUUGAAUUCGGUCUUGGACGUUUCAGAUAACAGUAACAUUAACAGCCUCCUCUCAGUUCUGCUCAGCUGCGAAAACUCCUUGUCUAACAAUGUUUCAGUGUCAUCAGCUUUGUUGAACAGUGUUGACAUGACAGAGGAUAGAGCUAUGCUGAAAGAGGGAAAUACGAUUGGACAUGUUAAGAUAUCCUGUGGAGAUGAUGUCAUUACUGAUCCUACAACUAGCAUCACAUUAGUCCAGCCAGGGAAAGACUAUGAUGCAGAUAAUACAAUGGAUCUGCAACCUAGAGUCUCACAGAUAACAUCUCAGGAUGACAUUAAUUCUGAUUCUGCUAUGGACAAUACUUUCGGUAAAUAUUACAAAGAUCCUGAUGAGACAGUGGAUGAGCAACCUGGAGUUUCAGCAAAAAUAUCGUGUAAGGAAGACAUUGAUUCUGCUAUGGACAAUACUUUGGGUGAAUAUUACACAGAUCCUGGUGAGACAGUGAAUGAGCAAUAUAGAGUCUCAGCGAAAAUAUUGCAUAAGGAUGACAUUGAUUCUGAUUCUGCUUUGGACAGUACACUGGGUAAAUAUUACAUAGGUCCUGAUGAGACAAUGAAUGACAGCAGUCUCCUGCUUGCUCUCAAUGAACCAUCUUCAUGCAAUUCCCCUAAACAGGUUCCUGUUGAUGUCAAAUCUGUGACUACAGAAACAAAACAGUCUAGGGUGGGUAGUGUUGGUGGAACAGUGUUUAACUAUAGACAGGAUGGCUCAGCAGUGGGUGAAGAUUGCCAAGCACCUGCUGAUGAGUGGGAAGAAAUGCCAUACUCUGAAGACCUGGACGAGUUUCUUCAGAAGGCAGGGACAGAGGAACAUGGACACGGUGUGUUACAGAAUCCUGUCGGUCAUCACAAUAGUCUGCUUGGACAUUCAGACCAUACUUUAAAUGCUAAAGUGAGUUUCAGACAUCAUGAGAUGCUGGAACCUGCUGUAUAUGGUGUCAGGACGUUUGAUGAAAUUGUUUGUGAUAGUGAAGAAAUUCCUUGUUUUGAGGAUCCCAGAUCUCAAGUCAAGCACAUGCUGGAGAGGGAAAGAGAUGGAUGUGACCAAAACUGUGGAAGCGUGAUGCAGAGAGACACAGUGAAGGUUACUCAUCAGUGUGGAAUUGAUCGAAUUAAUGAAAGAAGUAAACAUGUGAUUUCUACCAUUGAUAAAGAUAUGUCGGUAUAUAAAGAUGGGUUUCUUGGAUCUAAAGGCAUGGUUCAGAAAACUCAUUUGGCAGCUGGGGAGUAUAUGCAGUCUUGUAAUGAUGUAUCGGUGCCUGUUAAUGAAAGAAUGGUAACAGAUGGCACUAUGGACAGAGUCUGCUGGGAAGAUAUGCCAGAGUCAGAGGACCUGGAACAGUUUCUGUUGGAGGCAGGAAGGUCAUAUGUCCCUGUCUCAGACCAACACACAACGACAAACACCAUACCAGACAAUCUUCAUAGGUCACAUACUAUAGCAGACGCGUAUUGUAGGUCAAAUACAAUAGCAGAAAGUCACUGUAGAUCACAGACAAGAGCAGAUGGUCAUUGUCAGUUACAGACCAUAGGGGUUUCAAGUCGAUAUGCAGAUCCCACAGAGCCAAGUGUCACCUUGGAAACAUUCCCAGAAGACUCCUUUUCUGAUAAUGACUCUGUUUUCUGCAGGAGUAUAGUAUUACCUGUGAAUGAGAGAACAGUUAACAAUGGUGAUGUGAGUAGCAAGGGUAUAACCUCAUUCAGAACCAGCCAUCAUAGUUCAGAUAGGUAUGUGUUAGGACCUUCCACUUCAGGGACUUUGCAACAUCAAGGACACAAUUCCAAACACACAGGAGGGAUAAGCAUGCCUCUUUCUUGCAAUUUGAGAUCUCAACAUUCAAAUAGUAAAAGUAUGAAUGAACAGUCAAGCAUUGUGACAAUGGUAAAGGAAAAGACAUCACGUUUAGGGACAUGUUCAAAUUUGUCCAAAGAUCAUCAUCCAGAAAAUGAUUCCUCUUUGAAUGGAUCCACAGAACUGUUUGACAGCAGUGGUGCGGAUCUGUUUGAAUGUUUGAGUAAUGAAGAGGAAAAGUGUUUGAUGGAAGAAGAUCCAGAAGCUGAUUUACUGGAUAAGUCUGCAGUGUGUGAUUCAGUGGUGGAGAUGCAGGAUGGCCUUGGUCAGAACACUUCGUCUGAAGGUAUGGUUUCAGCUGUGAAGGAUGUGUCUGCUGUGUGGGAGUCAAUGAUGGAGAUGAAGCAAGGUGCUCUUCUUCAGGACAACUCAUGUCUAGCUUCACCAGGAUUCCAGAAACAGGUUAAAUUUGCUAAACGUUUAAGCCACAUCAGUUCCAUUCAGCUGAUUGAUAUUCGUAUGAAACUGAACUUUGGGCUUCCAAUGGACAGCCAGUUGACUCCAGUGAGAUCCUGUUUGAGGAGUGUCCAAACACCAGAGGUAACCAAAUAUGAAAGUAAGGGCUUGGAAGAGAAAAACUUCUCAGAAAAAGAAAAAAGGUCACCUCUCAAGAUCAUCUCGUCUAUGAAGUCUUGCCAGAAACAUCAAACACUGUCACAUGGUGUAACAUUAGCGUCUGCACAAAAUGAUGCAAAUACUGAUUUAGGGCCUGUACACAGGGAAAGUGAUAAUGACAACAUGGAUGAUUAUGGGUUUCAGCAGUCACAAGAUCUGUUUGCUAACAGUCAGCCAACAGAUCAUGUUAGCUGGGGUAGCUGCUUCUCCGAGUCUGACACAUCUCCUGCAGCAGGUGGUGGAUGUGAACCUUCAGAUGAAGGAGGAUGCUUUGACUUUCACCCACCACGAACAAGGAUGCUUUGA